Plectropomus leopardus (leopard coralgrouper) is the source of this 6441-nucleotide messenger RNA. RefSeq names its product spalt-like transcription factor 3a (gene sall3a). Lineage: Eukaryota; Metazoa; Chordata; Actinopteri; Perciformes; Serranidae. The record is from RefSeq and is a predicted model, not a curated record. Gene Ontology annotation, biological process: regulation of transcription by RNA polymerase II. Gene Ontology annotation, molecular function: DNA-binding transcription factor activity, RNA polymerase II-specific; RNA polymerase II cis-regulatory region sequence-specific DNA binding. Gene Ontology annotation, cellular component: nucleus.
GAGACCGAUAGCGCGAGUGGUCUGCCAGAAGAUAACUCCAAAGUUGGCUUCGGUAUGAGCCCGCGAGCCGAGCGAAGGGGAAAGGCACUGACUGAUGAUUUAAUUUGGAAAACAAGCCGUGUUUGAGUGUUUGGCCACUAGAUAUCAAGAAAAAGGUACUUUUUUUUUGGAGAGCGCACCGAAGCGAAGGCGCAACCGGGAGCUAAAACACGGCGAGAGGAGGACGAGGGGGGACUCCAUCGCGAUCAGAAAGCACCGACUUCUCUUUUUUCGGGAGUUUUUGAUCACAUUGAGGUGUUGUGAGUGAGAGGGGGGACUGCUGUUGAUCGCGUGUCUCGGAAGAGGCGCGUCAAAGUUUGGAGCGGAGCUGCGCUGUUAGAAGAAAAAAACUGGUAACAAUUUACUGUUAUUGUCAAGAACUUUGCUCGUCCACUUUCCGGUUAUCGAGGUCGAACCGCAGCUACUUUACCGGAAACAUGUCCAUCAAGAGAAAACUUUUAAGCCAUCUCAGAGACUGUAAACAUCGCUUCAUUUAAAUCCAAUUCAGAAGGAGGUGUUCAGCUUCGGCAAAACAAAAAAAAGUUACCCAGAGAGAGAAAGCACGAGAACUGAGCCAAGAUCUCGAGACUUUAUGAGAAGUUGUGAUGUAAACCGGGAUCAUAAAGGUCACAGUGAUGAAGAUGAGAGAUAGUCGGAGAAGAAAUCCUCAGCACUUGUGAGCCAGUGCGCUUCAUGAGAGGAGGGGAGAAAGGAGCCUGGCGUGAAGACCCCCCCGUGAGCCGGGCAUAACAAGAGAUUUGGUGUGUUGUGUUGUGUUGUUGGGGGAGGCUGGAUAGUAAAGAGAAAAGAGACGGAUAAAGUCUGAGAGUGAAGCGGCUAAUUGCUUAGUCCGUCCCUCAUUACCAUAUCCAAUGCGCGUCCGCUGGACUCUAGCCAAUCCUCCCCACCUUCACACGGUGCCAUUAAUCGCGAGGCAUUAUUCACUAUCGUAAUUAUUAUACCGACAUGCGCAAUCCAACGCACAGCAACAGCAGCGGCGGCAGCAACACUGGCUAAUUUCUUAUAUUUUUUUUCUUCUUCUCUUCUCCCCCCUCUCUCCGCUAACAGACUAUUUGCGAACUUUUUUUGAGUGUGUUGAUUCAUUCGCUCUUCGCUGAUGUAUCUGCAAAACGCAGAGACAUCACGGAGCGCAAAAGCAGCAGCACCGCCAGCACUGACGCCAGCAGCAUGUCCCGACGCAAGCAAGCCAAGCCGCAGCACCUCAAGUCGGACGAGGAUCCCGCACUAGCCGGAGUGAUUUCUGAGCACGCCCGAGGUGAAGUGCUGGAUGAUGCCGACAGCGGGAACGAGAGCCGUAGCGGCAGUGAGGAGACGCAUGUAUGUGAAAAGUGUUGCGCUGAGUUCUUCAAGUGGUCAGACUUCUGUGAACAUUUAAAGAGUUGCACCAAAAACCCCCUGGUGCUCAUAGUGAAUGACAAUGAGAACACACCUAACCCCUCCCAAGAGUACCCUGCAGAGCUCUCCCCUGUACCCAGCAGCCCCAGCGAGCAGGCUGACAGCGAGGACCCCAGGGAGGGCAACCACAGUCCUGCUGGUGAGGGGGAUGACAUCCCAGAGACAGCAACCUUAAAUGGGGUCAAUGUCCUAGAAAAGGAGGACGAGCCGAUGGAGCUCGAGCUUUCACCAGAGAAAAACAUGGAUCCUGAAGAGAGAGAUGUGACGUCCCCUGAGCCAGACGGCUCCCUACCUCAGCUCAAUGAUGUCGUCCCCUCUACUGUUACAAGCUACACCAUGCCAAGCACCAAUGUUACCUUGGAGACCCUGCAUGGCACCCGGGUCGCCGUUGCCCAGUUUUCACAGAGUGUCAGGGCGGCAGCGGGCAGUGGGGUUUCCACCAUGGCUAUUCCCAUGAUCCUGGACCAGCUGAUGGCCCUCCAGCAGCAGCAGAUACACCAGCUGCAGCUGAUUGAGCAAAUACGCAGUCAGGUGGCUCUUAUGAACAGACAGUCUGCCUCACAGCCUGCUCUAAACCACCUUCACAGCAACGCUGCGGGAAACCAGGGGUCUGUAUCGUCCUGCGCCCCUCCUGUUGCUAGUCAGCUCCAACUACACAACUUCAUCACUCCCCCUGUCCAUCAGCUGCCUGUGAGGUUGCCGGCCACUCUCAGCGGUCAAGGCCCUUCACCCCUGACCUCAGCAAUAGAAGGGCCCCUCUCACAAACACCACAAAGUAGCACUCAGCAGUCUAACCCUUCAGUACCCAGCACAUCCUCAAAUAACUCGGUGUUUCCUUCACCCAGUGGUACAGGACUGUCAUCUUUACUUCCCUCCUGCUCAUCCUCAGCCACUAACAACAAUAUUAGCACUAGUAGUAGUGUAGCAGGAGGUGGUGGCAUCAGCAGCAGCUCAGCUCUCCCCAGGAACUCCACAACCCCUCCCUCGCUCAGCCACAGCGGCCUCCUGAGCUCUGCCUCCAGUCUACCGCUGAUACCUCACAGCUCAUCCAGCAGUGUUAUCUUCCCCAACCCGCUGGCCAGCAUAGCAGCCACAGCCAAUGCGCUCGACCCCCUCUCCGCUCUGAUGAAGCAUCGCAAGGGGAAGCCCCCAAAUGUGUCUGUGUUUGACACUAAGCCCAGCUCCGAGGACCCCUUCUUCAAGCAUAAGUGUCGCUUCUGUGCCAAGGUGUUUGGCAGUGACAGCGCCCUACAAAUCCACCUGCGGUCACACACUGGAGAGAGGCCCUACAAAUGCAACAUAUGUGGCAACCGCUUCUCCACCAAGGGAAAUCUGAAAGUCCACUUCCAGAGGCACAAAGAGAAAUAUCCACAUAUUCAGAUGAACCCCUAUCCUGUGCCGGAGUACCUGGACAAUGUGCCCACAAGCUCAGGCAUUCCUUAUGGAAUGUCUUUGCCCCCAGAGAAACCUGUAACCACAUGGCUAGACAGCAAACCCGUCCUCCCCACGGUUCCAACCUCAGUCGGGCUCCAGCUGCCUCCCACGCUGCCGAGCAUGAUGGGUGGUUUUGGUGAGUCUCCAAGCCUCACGCCGCUCAACAGGUCCCCUCAGAGACCGUCUCCACCUUCAAGCGAGUGUGCAUCUUUGUCCCCUAAUAUCAUUAUUGACUCUGGCAUGACCACUACUUCACCAUCCCCAAAACCCAACCUAGGGAGUGAUGCACCUCCUCUCUUGAAACCUGAAGGUGUUCUCCUGCCCCCAAGUUGCUCCACAAGGCCAGUAGAGAACACCACCACCACAACUACACUAACUCAAGUGGUCCUUUCCUCUACCGUCACCUCUACCACAUCGUCCAACAGUGGCCAGGUCACUGAACCCAUCACUAGCCCUAGCUCCAACCCUGUCUCCCAUCCUGUCCUUCCCAUGCUCUCAGACCAAUUUAAGGCAAAGUUUCCAUUCGGAGGCCUCCUAGACUCUAUGCAAACCUCAGAGACAUCAAAGUUGCAGCAGCUUGUUGAGAACAUUGACAAGAAGAUGACCGACCCAAACCAGUGUGUCAUCUGUCAUCGCGUCCUGAGCUGUCAGAGUGCACUCAAGAUGCACUACCGUAUCCACACUGGCGAGAGGCCUUUCAAAUGCAAGAUAUGCGGGCGUGCAUUUACUACCAAGGGAAACCUGAAAACACACUUCGGUGUCCAUAGAUCCAAACCCCCACUCCGGGUCCAGCACUCCUGUCCUAUAUGUCAGAAGAAGUUCACCAAUGCCGUUGUGCUGCAGCAGCACAUCCGUAUGCACAUGGGAGGGCAGAUCCCCAACACCCCGGUCCCUGAGAGCCUACAGGAGAUGGACACGGACCUCUCCUUUGACGAGAAGAGCUUAGAUGCGAUGAGUAAUUAUGAUGAUGACCUCCUGGAUGAAAUGGAGCAAGCUAUGGAAGAUGAAGCUGACUUGAAAGAGGGAGAAGUAGACCCAUGUAAACCGUAUUCACCUGGCAGCUCCCCACCAACUUCCAUCAUCUCUAGCAUUGCUGCAAUGGAAAACCAGAUGAAGAUGAUCGACUCCACUGCCAACAUGACCCGUUCAUUUGGUCAGAAGCCCACGCAGAACGGCAUCAGCUUUGGAGGAGAGACUGACUGCUUUGCCGCUGAUUCCCUGUCAGGAGCUGGGGAUGCUGAAGGUCAAAGCUUGGGGAGCCCGGCUUUGUCUGAGUCCUCUGGCUCUAUGCAGCAUUUGUCCCCAGCUCACAGCCAUUCUGAGAGCCAGCGAUCCAAGUCCCCAGCUACAUUCAACAAUAAUAACAACAGCAGUGCCAUGACAGCAGACGAGGGCCAGGAGAACAAUGCAUCUGGCUUGGCAACAGUGAAGUCGGAAAAAUCAGAGACCCCAUCUCCGCUUUCUGCAACUGAAGGCACCGGGGCCCUUGACCUGACUGCCACUCAACCUGGCAGGCACUUUAUCAAGGAGGAGAGCCACUUCAGCAUGCUGUUUCUAAAUAGAGAUCGAGGGCUGAGCACUCCCAAUUUGGCCAGCACUGCAUCAAACAUGAUUAAAAUGGAGAUGAAUGGCCACGGCAAGUCGGUGUCACUGAGCGACAACUCUCACAUGCCCGUGGGCAUCCAGGUCCCUGCCGCAGCGCCGCAGACCACCAUGAGCCCCAGCAUCAACCCCAUGUUGGCUCCCCCACCUCCUCGACGCACUCCGAAGCAGCACAACUGCCACUCGUGUGGGAAGAAUUUCUCUUCAGCCAGUGCUCUGCAAAUCCACGAGCGCACACACACUGGGGAGAAACCUUUUGCCUGCUCUAUUUGUGGAAGGGCUUUCACCACUAAGGGCAAUCUGAAGGUACACAUGGGAACACACAUGUGGAACAACGCUCCAGCCCGAAGGGGUCGACGACUGUCUGUGGAGAAUCCUAUGGCCUUGCUGGGCGGAGAUGCUAUGAAGUUCAGUGAGAUGUUCCAAAAAGAUCUGGCGGCUCGGGCCAUGAAUGUCGACCCAGGCUUCUGGAACCAGUACGCUGCAGCCAUCACCAACGGGCUGGCCAUGAAGAACAAUGAGAUCUCUGUGAUCCAGAACGGGGGCAUCACCCAGCUGCCCGUCAGCCUCGGCGGUGCGGGAAUCACCUCCCUGGGACCCAUGCCGGGAGGACUGGACCGUGUUCACACCGGCAGCAGCCCUCCCAUGACGGGCAUGGAGAAGGCUGGUCUGGAUGUUGGGGCUGCCCGACCCUUCUCUAGAUUUAUGGAGGAGAACAAAGAGAUUGGGAUCAAUUAAAAAGACUUUUCUGUACUAUUCCAAGGUAGGCGUUCAGCAAAGACUAAGAGUCUAACAAGAAGGAGAGACACUGCUGAUCCAGUCUGAACUCAUGCGUACUAUAUUAUGUACAGAUUAAAUAUUUUUUGUUUGGUUUUGGAAAUAUAGUAUUUAGUAUUGAUUAGAGGUCUUUGCCUUUCACCCAUUCCCUCCUCACUUGAUAUUUCGCCUAUACGAAGAAUACUUUGUCUCUUGUUUGAGAAUAUGUCGUCUUGCAAGAUUUGCAUGGUACUUAUUGGUUUUUAUCAGUAUGUUUGACUGCUUUUAUGACUUCCUUUGAAAACCAGGAUCCUGCCUCAUUUACGAUGGGCAAGCAUCUUAUCUGGACAGGACUAAAACUGUAAAGAUAUUUGUUUAUAGACAGCCUGUCCUUUGUCUGGCAACCUUGUUUAUGAUUGCUCUUUUAAAUAUAAAAGGGCCGUGGAUAGACUGAAGAAAAGACUGAAGUAUAGUGUUUCUGUGCUCGCCUGAUUUUUUUUUCUCAUGAACUAGAAAACUUGAAAAAAAUAAUGUUUGAACUAUUUUAAUCUUUACAUUUAGUCUCCCAGCAUUGUCUUAUAAUAUUGUCCUGUGUCUUUAGUAUUUAUGAUAUUGACAAAAAAGCGGGUAUACAAAAAUAUAUUUAAUGGCCCAAGCAUUUUAUUGAUCCAUUUCUUUUCUAAACUGCAGGCUUCACUGAUGAAUAUCUCUUUCAAUAAAGACAGUAUGUCGUUUGAGUUGAACAACAGAGAAAAUGGUAGGUUUUAUUUGGAUAUCUGUUGAGACUAUAUGUAUCUCAUUACAUGGUAAAGAGGCUAGAGAUAUCCGAAGCUGCUACGACCACAACCCUGCUUUUAACCUUUGUAAAAAGAAAAAAGAAGUGAUCCUUUUGAAGAAAUAUCUAUGUAUAGAAAUACAGACAAAUCUAAAACAGGUAUGCAUAUUUUGUAUCACAUAAAAAUAGACAUCAUGAGUUGAGAGUAUUUGUCAUGUUUGUGAAUGCACUUUUUAAAAACAAGACGUUUUGUCUGUGAGUUACCGUUAACCUUUUGACUGAGCUAUCUAUCACGUGCUGUUUUCAUUGUUUCCAGCGUACCACUCCUACAAUUUGCAGAGUCGGUUCUCUGUUAUUGCAUCUGUGCUACUCGUCAGAGUGCAAACUCAUCACUCAAUCAAAAUCUUCUUGAAUAAAAA